GGAAACUAGUCGAGUGAAUUUCUUCAAGCGCGUGGCUGUGGUAACCGAUAAAACUGAGGUGGGAAAGUUCCAGUUUAUCUAAAGGUCUAACUGCACUAUUGAGAGGGAUCAGUACUACUGGCAAAAUGGACAGAAACGAACCCCUUGACUGCUCCGUCGUAAACCAGAGAGAACGCCAAAGAAUGGAACGUGACCUAGAGGAAAUCAUUAGCAAGAUCAACCUCUUGCCCGAAGAAGAAAAGCAGCAAGAUUAAAGAGAUUUUAAAGUGCUUCAAGAAAAAACAGAGAAGAUGAAUACUAACGCGAAAAAGACUGCUGAGAGUCUUCGUGCAGCAGCUAAGAAACUAGAUGACGUGUGGAGGGACUGCAAGACAGCACAUGCGGUUGGAACCAGCGUUGGAAUAGUGGGAGGGAUUCUCUCAAUCGGUGGAGGAAUUGCAGCGACACUGACAGCUGGGGCUGCUACUCCUUUGUUCAUAGCAGGAUUGUGUCUUGGAGGCGCUGGAGCCACUACAAACCUUGGGACAGCCAUCGUUGAAGAUUUGAUAAAUUCUGCUGUAAUAAAAAAGGCCGAGAAACACUUGGAUGAGACCAUAGAGAGUGUAAAUGAGGUAAACAGGAUCGUCCAAACAGUUUUGAUAGCGAAAGAAAGAGUAAGGCUUAUCUAUAUUUAUUACCUUGCGAUAACCCUCAAAUUGGGAAGCCCUGUGGUCAUGAAGAUUCUUCGUGAGCUUGUGUUUUUCUCCUCGGGAACACCUACUAAAAUGGUAGACCAAGUAGCACAAAAGGUAGUGGAAUUUGCACUGGCAGCGAGUCAAGCCGGUGCAAAAGCUGCAACCCAAGGCGGUGCACAAGGGGCAGGAAAGGCGGCUGCGCAAUCUGUUGACGAUGUGGUACGAGCAACGGGUCAGGCUGGAGCACAAGCGGCUGAUGACGUAGUCCAAGCAGGGGCUAGAGCUGGCUCUGAGGCGGUCGGUGAAGUUGUCGGUAAAGUCGUCAUCGGGGUCAAUGUUGCAUUUGUGGUUUGGGAUGCCAUAGACCUGGGCUUUACAAUCAGGGAUCUCAUUAAAAACAAGGGAUCUGAAGCUGCAAAAUUUCUGAGAAAAAAGGCAGACGAACUCGAUGAUGCCUUGAAAGAGUAAUCAUCGUUAAAAAUGAGGAGUCCAAACUUAUUUUCAAUAAAUUUACAUUAUUCUACGUUGACGCUAAGAUUUUCAAGGAAAAGUUACAAUUUUGCAUUUUUGAUAUACCUCAGUGAGCAAAUCACAUGUUACGACUACUUUAACGGCAUCUAGACAACUUCGCUCUUUUGCGCGACCUCUCCUCUUUUAAAUUCCCUAGAAUAAUGAUAAGGAUGUUCUGUUUUAAUUCGUUGUAUGCAGUAGAGAGGACGUAAUAAAAUAAACACAGAGUAAUUAAA
Stylophora pistillata is the source of this 1420-nucleotide messenger RNA. RefSeq lists its product as uncharacterized. Gene Ontology annotation, cellular component: membrane; extracellular region. Gene Ontology annotation, biological process: lipid transport; lipoprotein metabolic process. NCBI's taxonomy places the organism in Eukaryota, Metazoa, Cnidaria, Anthozoa, Scleractinia, Pocilloporidae. Gene Ontology annotation, molecular function: lipid binding. The record is from RefSeq and is a predicted model, not a curated record.